GUAGUAGGCAAGUUAUUAAAAAGUGGUGGUUAAGAAAGAGGCAUCUAGAGAAGAGUAUAACUCUCUGUAAGACUAAUACUCAGGCUGACAUACAAAGUCCCAGCAGGUCAGGUCAUACAUCGCGCCAGUGGUGGCUACUCCACGGCGCCAAAGCCUUGUAUCCUAGCACAACAGAUUACAUGGAACUUUUUGCGCCCCCCACCUGCAAACGUGACAUGGCGUCUUCGAGACCGGCAAUCUCGGCAUUCGCUUCAUUUCUACUCGGAAUUACCGAUGCCCAGUUUACUCCAAUCCAUCAAUUGAUGGUUGUGGUCGAGCUACAUCGCGCUCGAUCAUGGCUAUCAGAUCCGCUGGUAUUCACGCAAGCAGCUGUGAUCGGGUCCAUCGUCUUCGUUUUUCUUUUAGGUCUCUACAAUUACUUCCUGCAUCCGAUUGCACAUAUCAAAGGUCCCUUCCUCGCUGCCGUGACGCCGAUAAGCCUCAUCAGGUCUGUAGCAGGCCAUCGUCUAAAUAAUGACAUCAAAGCCUUGCACCAUAAAUAUGGUCAUGUAGUGCGUAUUGCUCCUAAUGAGCUUUCUUUUUCAUCUGAGAGGGCCCUGAGGGACAUACACAACCCCGGCCCGGACAGCCACCAUUUUACUAAGAGGGGUACCUCGGAAGAUUUGAUUCUGCGAUUUGUUUUUGGUGCCAAGAACAUCCUCCUUGUCGACGAGGGUGAGGAUCACAAGAGGCUUAGAGGAGCACUUCAACCAGCAUUUACAGCAAAGGCCAUGAGGGAUCAGCAGGACAUAACCCAUUACCAUGUGCAAAAGACUGUUGAGAGACUGUUAGAAGCUGCGAUGGACCCCUCACAGACAAUCAGCCUUACAAAGGAGCUGAACAAGUUGGUGUGGGGUAAUGUGGGAAACCUCGCGUUUGGAGAACCUGCGACACUGGAGCAACUUGAACAUCAUGAAAAGGCGAAAGAUUUGCAUGCACAGAUUGCUCCAAUUCUUGAGUUUUUUCAAUAUCUCAACGGGAACCCAAUUCUAGGGCUCGCAGCGAGGGGCUUAGUCGGAAUAUCUAGAAAGGUCUUUGGCCUAUCUGGCAAUAUCCUGGGAAAAGACCAGCUCCGACGGCAUAUAGCGUCUCAACAAGGACAAAAGAAUUUCCUCACUGCCAUCCUGGGGGCCAAGGAAUCGUCAGGUCUCAGCUUUGAUGAAAUCCAUAGCAACAUGCUACUACUCUUAAUGGGUGGCUACGACAGCAGCGCCGCGUCUCUGUCUGCCAUCUUUUACUACCUUCUUCGGGAGCCGCAGCAAUACAAGAGACUCCAGUCUGAGCUGCACCACGCUUACUCCUCAGUAAAUGAUAUCACCUGCAAUAGUCUCCUGUCACAGCCGAUGCUCAACGCCUGUAUCAAUGAGAGCCUGCGUCUCGUGCCACCGUUCAAUGGCCACGGUAGCCACCGCAUCACCACGUCCGGGACCAUGAUUGACGGCGUCUGGGUCCCGGCCGGUACACUGAUCAGUGCUGACUUUUAUUCUCUCCACCGCGAUCCCAGCUGCUGGGCCUUCCCGGAUGAAUAUCGGCCUGAGCGCUGGCUCAAAGAGCAUCAAGGGCCGGGCACGCCAUUUGAGAAGGAUGUCAGGACUGCGUGGCGGCCCUUUUCACUGGGACCUCGCGUCUGUGUUGGGCGUGAGAUGGCGCUCCAGUCCAUUCGGCUGGCUGUUGCCAAAAUUGUCUACACAUUUGACAUGACACUGGCCAACCGCGACUUUGUGUGGGAUAGGGACGCAGGUAGUCAUUAUAUGUGGCAUGAUUUCGACAUUGCCGUUACGGUUGCUAAGGCCUAA
Molecule: messenger RNA, 1835 nt
Organism: Fusarium pseudograminearum CS3096
Lineage: Eukaryota; Fungi; Ascomycota; Sordariomycetes; Hypocreales; Nectriaceae
Exons: 13
Molecular function (GO): oxidoreductase activity, acting on paired donors, with incorporation or reduction of molecular oxygen; heme binding; iron ion binding
Source: RefSeq, a predicted model, not a curated record